Messenger RNA from Myotis daubentonii (Daubenton's bat), 1583 nucleotides. It is a transcript of the gene GNB4, whose product is annotated as G protein subunit beta 4. Gene Ontology annotation, biological process: signal transduction. The transcript has 9 exons. Lineage: Eukaryota; Metazoa; Chordata; Mammalia; Chiroptera; Vespertilionidae. Bases 16 to 1410 code for a protein of 464 amino acids. Gene Ontology annotation, molecular function: protein binding. The record is from RefSeq and is a predicted model, not a curated record.
GCGCUACUCAGAAGUAUGCGCCGGCGUCCAGGCGCCACGCCGACAAGAAAACGAAACUGCCCGGGAAUUAAUGUUUUUCUUCUUCUGGCAGGAAACGAGACAGAAAAUAGGAAGCAGAAGCUGCCCGCUCCCUGCGCCCCCCGCCCAGGCCGCGCGCGCGCGCUCCAGGGUCUGCGCGCGCCCGCAGCGCGUCCCCGCCGGUUCCGCGCGCCUCGUGCCUCGCGCCUCGCGCCUCGCGCCUGCGGCCACGUCCACGCCCCGGCCCGGCGCGUCGCGGAGUUGGCAGCGGGGAGGCGCGGGCCUGGGUGUGGCCGACGGCUCUCGGCGGCGCUGGUCUCGGCGGUGCUCGGUGCUCUGCUUGCCAGCUCGGCGCGCGUGGGGCUGCUGAGAAUCCCGCGGACCCAGGCAGCGCCCGGCGGUGGACGCGGGCCCGAGCUCCUCCAGGAUGCCAGGAAAGCAUGCAAUGAUACAACACUUGUUCAGAUCACAUCAAAUAUGGAUUCCGUGGGUCGGAUACAAAUGCGAACAAGACGUACGCUGAGGGGGCACCUCGCUAAAAUCUAUGCCAUGCAUUGGGGCUAUGACUCAAGGCUACUAGUCAGUGCUUCCCAGGAUGGAAAAUUAAUUAUUUGGGAUAGCUAUACAACAAAUAAGAUGCAUGCCAUUCCUUUGAGGUCCUCCUGGGUGAUGACCUGUGCUUACGCCCCCUCUGGUAAUUAUGUGGCUUGUGGAGGACUGGACAACAUCUGCUCUAUAUAUAACUUAAAGACCAGAGAGGGAAAUGUGAGAGUGAGCCGAGAGUUACCGGGUCACAUAGGCUACUUGUCCUGUUGCCGUUUUUUAGACGACAGCCAAAUUGUUACAAGUUCAGGAGAUACAAAUUGUGCCCUAUGGGACAUUGAAACUGCCCAGCAGACCACCACAUUCACUGGGCAUUCUGGAGAUGUGAUGAGUCUUUCUCUGAGUCCUGACAUGCGGACUUUUGUUUCUGGUGCUUGUGAUGCCUCUUCCAAGUUAUGGGAUAUUCGAGAUGGAAUGUGUAGACAGUCUUUCUCUGGACAUGUGUCAGAUAUUAAUGCUGUCAGUUUUUUUCCAAAUGGCUAUGCCUUUGCCACCGGCUCCGAUGAUGCCACUUGCCGUCUCUUUGACCUUCGUGCAGACCAAGAGUUAUUAUUGUAUUCUCAUGAUAAUAUUAUCUGUGGGAUCACCUCCGUAGCCUUCUCAAAAAGUGGGCGUCUCCUGUUAGCUGGUUAUGACGACUUCAAUUGUAACGUGUGGGACACACUAAAAGGAGAUCGUGCAGGUGUUCUUGCUGGUCAUGACAACCGGGUCAGCUGUCUGGGUGUAACUGACGAUGGCAUGGCUGUGGCAACAGGCUCUUGGGACAGUUUUCUUAGAAUCUGGAAUUAACAGUGCAUACAAUUUUGCUGUUCGCUGUUGGUAUCUGGAGAAAUCAGUGCUACAGCCUAUAGCUGUGAUAAAAAAAUUCUAAUAUUUGCUGUUGAAAAUUUUUCUAUUGAGAUUACUACAUACAAAAGGAAGCUUUCAGUAAACUACAAAACAGAAAAGGAUAAAAAAAACAA